Pristis pectinata (smalltooth sawfish) is the source of this 3004-nucleotide messenger RNA. RefSeq names its product secretion associated, Ras related GTPase 1Aa (gene sar1aa). The coding region runs from base 96 to 692 and encodes 198 amino acids. NCBI's taxonomy places the organism in Eukaryota, Metazoa, Chordata, Chondrichthyes, Rhinopristiformes, Pristidae. Gene Ontology annotation, biological process: endoplasmic reticulum to Golgi vesicle-mediated transport; vesicle organization; membrane organization. Gene Ontology annotation, molecular function: GTPase activity; GTP binding. The record is from RefSeq and is a predicted model, not a curated record. Gene Ontology annotation, cellular component: endoplasmic reticulum exit site; COPII vesicle coat. The transcript has 7 exons.
CCGGGGCGGUGGAGCGGGCCGUGCCGUCGGUGAAGGGAUCGGGGGGAGAGCGGCCGAGGCCGGGAGAAGCGCCGUCAGGUGUGUCUGAUUCAGCAAUGUCAGGCUUACUCGACUGGCUGUACAAUGGCUUCACCAGUAUGCUACAGUUCCUGGGUUUAUAUAAGAAAUCAGGAAAAUUGGUUUUCCUCGGCUUGGACAAUGCUGGGAAAACCACCUUAUUGCACAUGCUGAAAGAUAACAGGCUGGGGCAGCACGUUCCAACAUUGCAUCCCACAUCAGAAGAGCUGACUAUUGCAGGAAUGACAUUCACUACCUUUGACCUUGGAGGUCAUGCACAAGCCCGAAGAGUCUGGAAGAACUACCUCCCUGCCAUUAACGGGAUUGUUUUCCUGGUUGACUGUGCAGACCACUUGCGGCUUGCUGAGUCUAAAGUGGAACUUGAUGCAUUAAUGACAGAUGAAACAAUAUCCAAUGUUCCGGUCCUUAUCCUGGGCAACAAAAUUGACCGAUCAGAGGCCAUCAGUGAGGAGAAGCUACGGGAGGUCUUCGGGCUAUAUGGACAAACAACAGGAAAGGGGAUUGUGCCGCUGAAGGAACUGAACACCCGACCACUGGAGGUCUUUAUGUGCAGUGUGCUGAAACGUCAGGGAUAUGGAGAAGGAUUUCGCUGGCUGUCACAAUACAUCGACUGAUCCUGAGAGAAAAUUGUGCCACUUUGAACUGAACUAGUUUGCAGCUGUCUACGUGAUUUUUCUUUUCCUCUCCUUUGCUUCCUUUCCAAAUAAAACAGGUCACACAACUGUUGACAAGAUUGGAAUGCCAGCCAGGAGAGGUUUCAGAUCUAGGUUUUUAACUUCAAUUCUGAGGUAGGCGUUUGUACCUGGUUUAACAAGAUAACAUUUUUCCCCAAGUGUGGCCUGUUUACAACUCCCCAGUAGUAGUCAACUGAGAAUUAGCACUUGAGUUUGGCUAUGCAACAGUCUUAGAGAUACGUGCAAGGGGUUUUUUUGUUUGUGUGUUCCUUUCUUGUGAUGCUACGUGCUCCUGAAGAUAUUUGGGUAUGUCUGCCCCUCUGGUGCCCCGUCAUACAAGAAAGCAUGGACGGAAUGGACAGCAGCUAACUGGCCACCCUACAAAGCAUUUUACCCAAAUCAAGUAAUAGGCUGAAUAGUGUUCACAAGUCACCUUUCCAUACGUGUUCUUUGUCUGCGCUGAUUGUGGUAAGAGCCUUUAUUCUUGAAGCUUGGAAUAGUUUGAGGCUGAAAUCAAACAUUCGCAUAGUUUUGGGGUAUGCAAAUAUGGCCAAUGUCAAGAUGACCAUUCUGGACUUGAAGCUCCCAUGAAAUGAUGCUGUGAAAACUGUUGUUAAAAUUUUCAGCUGCCAGUUUAUUCUAGGUGGGAUGUGCUGUUUACAUACAUGACUAACAUUUGAAGAUAUGCCAGUGGUAUUUGGACUGGUUAAAUUUUGUCAAUUCAUAAAUGUACAUUCAAUUUGGUUAAUUAUCUGUCAACUCUGUAUGGCUGUAGUUGUUGUAUUGGUGUAUUGUGCAUCGAGGUGGAUUUUUGCCGGGGUUAGAGUAUGAACUGGGGAUAUUUCAUCCCUUCUGAAAUAAAUAGCCCCAAUUGUUUUGGGUAUAUAGCUGCAUAUCGGAAAAUAUGACAUUUUAAAACUUAGUUAUUUAACUUUGUAAUGGAAUGAUGACUCGGUCAAUGAGUUUUCUUUUGCCAAUUUGAUGUAAAAAGUAUUUUGAGAAUUGGGAAAUGAGCAAAGCAAGUCACAGGUGGAUAGAGUGUAAUGUGCAGUCUGUUUAAACUUGAUUAGCGAGUAAUUUUGAAUAACACAAGCUGGGUGGCAUGGUUUACAAGAUGAAUUUGUUGCAGAAGCUAUUGACUUCCAAGGGGCUCAUGAACAUUUGGAGGAAUUGCACAAUAUCUUGCACACUUUUAAUGUAAAGCUUUUAUAAAAAUGUGAACAAAUUCAUACACCUGGUGCUUUUAAUGUAACUGUGGAGGCAAAGUGGCAUUACACAGGCUAUGUAAUGCAAGGAACUGUUUUACAAUUGCAUUCAAAACUAACAGUGGAUGUACAUGGAACAGGGAGUUUUGGGUCUCUGUUUAUUGUAUAUAUAGUGAAAUGAGGCAGCAUUAUCAAUGAAAUGGACUGUUAUCAAACAGCCUUUCCACCAGGUAAUUGAAGGGAAUAAGAAGUGGUUAGUGAACACCAUAUUACUUUUUUUUGCUUCUAAACUUCUAUCUCUUGCACAGAAUGGUGGUAUUCUUUCACAGCUGCUGAAAGAAUGGAGGCAUUCUGUUGUGGCAUUCUCUUUCUGCCAAAAUUAGAAAAUAAAAUUGCACCUUCUCCCAGCCUCGGAGUAAAUGUCUGUCUUGGAAGCACCAAACUGGCUGCUUUCCUCUGUUAGGGCCUAUAUCGCCAAACAAGACAGACUCGUUACUUCCUGAAAUGGGAAUCUGGUGGAAGCCAUUUAAUGGGAAUGUUAUGUUUUUACUUUUAAUGUCCCUUCAGUCUUUUCUGUUUUUUUUAAACCAUCAUUUGCUCAAAGUGAGUGAUUGGAUAAAGAAAAUGUCUUGCUUGUCCCAGGAGCAAGGUCAUGUUUCCACUACAGAGACAUCAACAGGUAUCCAUCUGAAGGGCAUUUAUCAUUGUGGCAGUCUGUGGACUUGCCUUUUUCCUAAGCAUGAUUGCAGAAAUGAUGUAUUCUUUCCCCUUCCCCAAAAGCUUCUGGGCUUCUAACAUAACAGGUUAGUACUGUACCUGCAGUAUUACUCGGUUAUUACAGUUCUACAUGUUUGGGGUUAUUGUUCUCCACUGAGGGUCUUGGUGACUGCUUUAACACUUCACCAGUCUGAUGCCUUCACCAAUUUAUUCUUGGAUAAUACUAGUUCUUGCCCUCAAUAUGUUCAUUCUUUGUGGUAGAAAGAUAACUUGCAACAUGUAUAAAUGUAUUAUAAAUCAUUGCUUUAUUUGAAUAAAUGUACUUGUAUA